Molecule: messenger RNA, 330 nt
Organism: Paramecium tetraurelia
Lineage: Eukaryota; Ciliophora; Oligohymenophorea; Peniculida; Parameciidae
Exons: 1
Biological process (GO): regulation of DNA-templated transcription
Molecular function (GO): DNA-binding transcription factor activity; sequence-specific DNA binding
Source: RefSeq, a predicted model, not a curated record
AUGGAGAAUGGACAUUCAAUACCUGUAUUUUUGACAAAGCUUUAUACAAUCGUAUAAGGGAAUUAAGAACAAGAGAUACUAAGAUUUGAUGAAAGUGGUCGAAUUCUAGUAUUAGCAGAUUAGGAGAGAUUGCAAUAGUACUUGCUUCCAGAAUAUUUUGGGCAUAAGAAUUUACCUAGUUUUCUUAGGUAUUAUACCUUAAAUAUGGAUAGAUAAUUGAACAUGUAUGGAUUCAAGAAGAGACACAACAAUGGUGUGUUGGAAUUUAAACAUAAAUACUUUAGAAGAGAUGGGAAGUAAGGCUUGCAAGUUAAUUAGGAUAAUUUUUGA